UUUGCUCAUCCCUGGUUUCACAGUUGUGCGCGAGAAGCCGAAUUGACGAGACGUGAAAAAAAUUUAUUGAGCGUGAGUGUAAUAAGUGCUGGCUGAGCUGCUUUUAUGAAAUUCUCUGCUAAUAGUGGUUUAAUUUACAAAUUUAUUAAAAUUGCAUAAGUGUACAGUUAUUCCCAAGGAUACUCAUUUAGUUCGUGCACGGAGCACUUAGACGGAUUGAAUUAGAUUCAUAUAAUACGAGUACAUUUGUGCACGUAUCCCCGUACAUACAUUUGUGUAGCGUACAUAUAGCAACAUACUAAUAUACAAAUGUCUGUGUAACAUAUUUGCAUAGACUGAACAUUCCAGACAUACUGCUCUCUUCUCCCGAAGGCGAGCGAAUAAAUAAUAACCACAACUACCAACAAGGAACAUCAACGGCAUCCUGCUCGUAUUGCGUGCGGGAGCAACGUCUAUAGGCACAUACCUAACCCACACAUCAGACACAUCCAGGAUGGGUCGGCUAAGACAUAUGCUGGCCGUCCUGCUGCUGGUAGCUGCUUUAGGCUCCACAAAUGCAGAGAGUAAAAUAAAUUCACCGCCUCGUAUUAUAAAACAACCCCCAACAGAUGAACUGCUUUUCAAGGUCGCAGUACAAAAUAAGGAAAGUGAUAAACCAUUCAUCAUUGAGUGUGAAGCUGAAGGAAAACCGGACCCAAGUUACCGAUGGAUCAAAAACGGCAAGAAAUUCGAUUGGCAAGCUUACGACAAUCGCAUGCUGCAACAACCCGGUCGCGGUACGCUUGUCAUCACAUCACCCAAGGAUGAAGAUAUGGGUCAGUACCAGUGUUUCGCUGAAAACGAAUUCGGUACAGCCACCUCGAACUCCGUGUUUGUACGCAAAGCCGAAUUGAAUGCAUUUAAGGAUGAAGUGGCGAAAACAAUCGAAACCAAUGAGGGUGAACCCUUCUCGCUUAGUUGCGAAGCACCCGAUGGUUGGCCCAAACCCAUUGUAAACUGGCUGAUACAGCAUUCCUUGGAAGGUACCAUUAAAUCGAUCAACAACUCACGUAUGACACUAGAUCCCGAGGGCACACUGUGGUUCUCGAAUGUGACACGUGAAGAUGCUUCGGAUGAUUUCUUCUAUGCCUGCUCGGCUACAUCAGUGUUCCGUAAUGAGUACAAAAUUGGCAAUAAAGUUUUAUUGGAUGUGAAACAGACCGGUAUCAGCGCUGCACUGAACAAACAACAACCCAAACGACAAUAUGUGACGCGUAAGAAUGAAGUGGCGUUGCGUGGCAAACGUGCCGAGCUUUAUUGUAUUUUCGGUGGCACACCACUUCCGCAAACCGUCUGGUCCAAAAAUGGUGCGCCCAUAGAGUGGAGUGAUAGAAUUACGCAAGGUCAUUACGGUAAGUCGCUGGUGAUCAGACAGGCGAAUUUCGAGGAUGAAGGUUCCUACACUUGCGAUGUUUCAAACGGUGUCGGUAAUGCACAAUCGUAUUCGAUCAAUCUGAAGAUUUUGGCCACACCUUACUUCACCAAAGAACCAGAGGUACAGAACGCGGCCGAAGAUGAAGAAGUCACAUUCGAAUGCGCAGCUGCUGGUAAUCCCGAGCCCACAAUUCAAUGGAUCCACAAUGGCAAACCGAUUGCACAAUCACCACCCAAUCCACGUCGUACGGUACAAAGUAAUCGUAUUAUCAUUCGCGAUCUUGUUAAGGCCGAUACUGGUAACUAUGGUUGUAACGCAACCAAUUCGCUUGGCUACGUCUAUAAAGAUGUGUACCUGAAUGUGCUGGCGCUGCCACCAGAGAUACAGGAAGCGCCACGUAAGGAAGCCACUGUCGAUGGUAAAAAUGUCACAUUACGUUGCCGCGUGUUCGGUGCGCCCAAACCCCAAGUGAAAUGGAUACAUAAUCAUCAAGAAUUGACUGGUGGACGUUACAACACUUUGCCAUCCGGUGACCUGGAAAUUCAAGAAGUUGCGUUUAGCGAUGAGGGUGACUACACUUGUUACGCGACCAAUAAAUUCGGUAGCAUAUCUGCGAAUGGCACAUUAUUGGUAAUGAAGCGCACAAGCAUUAUUCAUGAGCCACAGAAUUACGAAGUAGCUGCUGGCAAAUCGGCGACAUUCCGUUGUAAUGAAGAGCACGAUGAAAAACUUGAUCUAGUUAUUGAGUGGUGGAAGGAUGGUCAAGCUAUUGAUUUCGAAUCGGAGGCACGUUUCAUGAAGACCAACGACAAUUCACUGACCAUACCAAAGACCGUUGAAUUGGAUUCUGGCGAGUACACAUGCGUGGCACGCACCGAAUUGGACGAAGCAUCGGCUAAAGCCAAUCUUAUUGUGCAGGAUGUACCCAAUGCGCCACGUUUAGUCGGUAUUGUGUGUAUGGCUAAUAGGAUUAGAGUCACUUGGGAACCACAGGGUGACAAUCGCUCACCAAUUCUAUAUUACACCAUCGAAUUCAACACUUCGUUCACACCCGAUUCGUGGGAUAUCUCAUACGACAAAGUACCAUCCACCGAAACCGCAUUUGUGGUUGAUUUAACGCCUUGGUCCAACUACACGUUCCGUGUGAAAGCCUUCAACAAAAUUGGUCCAUCACCGCCAUCGGAUCACAGUGAGUUUUGUACCACACCACCAGAUGUGCCCUACAAGAAUCCAGAUAACGUACAAGGCAUGGGUACCGAACCAAAUAACUUGGUAAUUUCAUGGACUCCAAUGCCGGAGAUUGAUCAUAAUGCGCCAGACUUCCACUACCGUGUCUCUUGGAAACGUGAUAUACCAGCUGCGUCAUGGGAGAGUAAGGACAUAUAUGAUUGGCAGCAGAACAAUUUGGUAAUACCAGAUCAACCAACCUAUGUACCCUACCUAAUCAAAGUAGUUGCUAUAAAUAAACACGGCGAGGCGAAUGUUGCGCCUACAGAGGUUGUCGGUUAUUCGGGCGAAGAUCGUCCUUUGGAAGCUCCCACCAACUUCAGUAUGGUCCAAGUAACCGCUGCCACCACUGCCAUGUUGCGCUGGAAUCACGUUAGUCCCGAAUCGGUACGUGGUCGCUUCAAGGGUUACAAGAUUCAAACAUGGACCGAGAAGGAGGGUGAGGAAGCGCUACGCGAAAUACAUGUUGAUGCCAUCUCCGAUCAGGCGCUCGUAACACAAUUCAAACCCGAUUCGAAGAACUUUGCACGUGUGCUUGCCUACAAUGGACGCUUCAAUGGCCCACCCAGCGUAGUCAUCGACUUUGAUACGCCCGAAGGUGUACCAUCACCAGUGCAGUCAUUAGAUGCUUACCCGCUGGGCUCAUCCGCCUUCUGGUUGGUUUGGAAGAAACCAUUGCAACCAAAUGGUAAACUGACCGGCUACAAAAUCUAUUAUGAAGAGGUUAAGGGCAGCUAUGUAAGCGAGCGACGUGAACUCGAUCCGCAUAUUAAUGAUCCACUGAUAACGAGCGCAAAAUUAGCUGGUUUAAAGGCAAAUACGAAAUAUAGAAUUUCAAUAACGGCAACCACGAAAAUGGGCGAAGGAUCAGAACACUUCAUUGAGAAACGCACUCUGCCAGAAGACUCACAAAUGCCUGCUGUACCUGGAUUUAUCGUACAACAAUUGAAAUCCGAGAAUAAUAAUGCAAAAUACCGCGUUAAUUGGCAGCCGAGUACCGAAGGGCAUGCCGGCACACACUUCUACACACAAUACAGAAUCAAAGGCGAGCCAAACUUCAAAACAGAAAAACCCGAGUUCUCAAAAGAUUACCAAGAAAUCGGUGGUCUCAAUCCAGAUAAUGUGUAUGAAUUCCGUGUUGUAUCUGUCGAUGGUGAUCAUGAAACGCCCAGCGAAUUGCGUGAAAUCGUCAUUGACGGUCCCACCAAAGUGCCCAAUCAGAAUGUGGCGAAUGCUGGCUGGUUCAUUGGCAUGAUGCUGGCGCUGGCCUUCAUCAUACUACUGUUCAUUAUUAUUUGCAUCAUACGACGCAAUCGUGGUGGCAAAUACGAUGUGCAUGAUCGUGAAUUGGCGAACGGACGUCGCGACUAUCCGGAUGAAGGUGGAUUCCAUGAAUACUCACAACCAUUGGAUAAUAAGAGCGCUGGACAGCAAUCGGUUCAUUCGGCGAAACAGCCUGGUGUGGAAAGUGACACCGACUCGAUGGCCGAAUAUGGAGAUGGUGAUACAGCUCAAUUCACCGAGGAUGGUUCCUUCAUUGGUCAGUAUGUGCCGGGUAAGCUGCAACCGCCCGUCAGUCCACAGCCCAUAAACAACACGCCAGCAGCGCAUCAGUCACCAACCGCGCCGCCAGCGCCAACACAAGCCGCCACUUCCUCAAAUACACCUGCUGUGGCCACCUAUGUUUAGGACCAAAAGACGCAGCAGUAACAACAAAAUAUGCAGCAACAACAGCAACCGUAAAGGCAUAAUGGGAGUAGCCAAAGUGCAAGCGAAUGAAAUUGUAGAUCGGACGAGCAGCGAAAUUUUAAUGCGCGACGAGGCUAGAGGUGUAUAAUUUGUAGCGAUUUCAAUUAGGUAAGCGAGUUAUAAAGUGAAAUGACUUUGAUAAGCAAUGACCAAUUAUCAAAUGCUCAUUUUCACCCACGUGUUUGUAGUAGGAAUAGCGUUGAGUCGGAGUUUGUGUAUUGUCUUAAGUGAAAUUUAUAUGAUUGUUUAUUGUCGGAAAAUGUAAAAAGUGGUAAAUGAAAAUACGCUAAUCGAAGGGAGUAAGAAUAAAAUAUACGAUUUUUAAUGCAAGUAAUACGAAGGAAUACAGAAACGGCUUUUUAUGCUGAAGUGAAAGUAAUGCUUUACUAAGCAACUGAGUGGAAUUCGCAAAGCAAGAGUUUAAAUUUAAUUUUGCUUUGUCUAAUAACAUGGAUAUAAGUAUAUAUACAGUUUGUUAUGCUGCAUUUGUGGUCUUUGAAUAAAUGUUUGUGCUAAUGCGAUGUUUUAGCUAUUAUGUGUGAAAAUAUAUGUUAAAAUGAUUUAUAUAAAAGAUGUAAAAUUAUUUUAACAAAUUAUUGCGAUUGAGGAUUGCAUAUUAUUUAAAAUUUUUUUUUUUUAAUUUUUGAAAUUAUUUUUUCAAAUAUUUUAUCUUUAUAAAUUCCAUAUGUAAACAAAAAAUAAUAAUUUUUGGAAAUUCACAAGUGGAUAUAACCUCAUUUAUGCAUUUAACCUUGUCAUUUUAAAUAUAUAUAUUUUUUUUACCAAAAAAUGCAGCACUACAAGCAUUAUAUGUAUAAUAUUAAGCGGCGAAAGCAACAUUAGCAUUUAUUUACUAAAAAAAUAAGAAGAAAAAAUAAUACACCCACACCACACUAAAUCAAAUGUACUAUUUAUUAUUAAAUGUAUUGGUAAUUGUAGCUUGUUUAAGCCAAUAUUUGCGUUAGAUUGUUGUUAUUAAUAAUAAUAGCAGCUGUAGAUUAAACAAAAUACUAACAAACAAUUUUCAGUUCAAAUAAUUUACGCAAGUGCGAAAAUAUAAAAAAACGCUUCAAUAAAGCGUUUAAAGCCCCUUGUAUAUUUAAUUUCAAGCCAAAUAAUUAAAUAUUGCAUUUCGAAAAAGAAAAACAAAAAAAAAAAAACUUUAUUUGAGUUGCGUUGUAAAAAAUUAAAUUACUUUGGCAAGCCUUAUACGUUGAGCUUACAAGAAAAAACACAAAGAUUUGUGGAAAAUUAUUACCAUUUUGAUUUACGCAAAGCCUUUAGAUGUAAUAUAAGCCAGUAAGUACUAGUGUGUGUGAACUGUUACAUACAAAUUAAACGAAUCUCAAUGUGUGUAUGGUAAAAAAAAGAUAUAAAAAUAAAAUAUAUGAAAAAAAAUAUAUAUAUAUAAAAUUAAAAAUUAUAUAUAAAAAAAUAAAAAAAUUAUAUAUAAAAAAAUAAAAAAAUUAUAUAUAAAAAAUAAAAAAAUUAUAUAUGAAAAAAUUAAAAAUCCAAAGAAAUGUGCUAUGUGGUUGAAUUUUGGCGAAUUUCCACAUAUUUCAAAACAUUUUUUAAUACCACUACCGUCAUUUCAAUUCAAAACCAAACAAAACAGUAAGGGAACUUUGCUAGAUAUCAAAUUGAGCACACAUGCAAAAGCUUAUUGUUGUUGUGAAUAUCAUUUGCGCUGCCAGUGUUUGUAAUAUUAAACAUACGAAAUAGUCAUUUAUGCUAAAGUUCAAUAUAUGUAUGUAUGUGUAUGUCAAACAAUUUUCAUUAGUGUAAAAGUGUUGCUUUUUACACAUCGAAUAUAUAUACAUAUAUACAAACAUAAAUUUACAAAAUUAAAUAUCGAAUUGCUGUACACAAGUAAAGAAAUUUAGUUAAAGUUUAAUAUAAGCAUUUUGUUGCUUGAUUUCUUUAUAUAAUUGUAACAACAGUUUGCUGAAAAAUAUAAAAAACAUUUGUUUUAAAUUCCUUAACUGUUGACACAAUUAAAAUUCAGUUUUAUGUUCAAAAUGCCGUGUAAAAAAUAUACACCUCCAAAAUUUCUAACCAAAGAAGUUCUUUUCAGUCGAAAUUUUAAAAGUACAUACUCAAUAUGCUACUUUUCUGGAAGUGUGUAUAUAAAAAAAUGGCAUUGACGUAAAAUAUUAAAAAAAUUGAAUACGAUAGUAAAUUUACAAUUUUAAGUAAUAUUAAUCACUAAAAUACACUUCUUUUCAAUAUUUUUUAUUAUAGCAUAUAUUUUUCGAUUUCCUAAAUAAUUACAACAGUCUUGCAUUGCUGUCCUUAUGGCACUUAUCUCAGCUAUUAACACAAUGUAAUCAAUAAACAAAAAAUAUAUAUAUAAAUAUGUAUAUGUAAUAACAUGAAUAUUAAUUUAACAAAUGUUUUAUUGCUGUAAGGAAAAUAGGUUGAUGCAAUUUAGAUUUAAAUAAAUAUAUUUAUAAUUAAUUUUCAUUUUUUAACACGUCCAUAGUUUGUAAACACUAAAAGAGAAAAUGCAUUUUUUAACUUAAUAUAAAUACAUAUACAUAAGUAAAAAUGUAAAAUAUUUUCUUUUUUUUGUCUUUUUUUUUAAAUCAAAAAUAAUAGUUUAAGCUUGCUAGAAAAUUUGUAAAAAGCUGCUUGAAAUACAAAUAAACGAAAAUGCAACAAACUUUUUUACCGUUACAAACAAGCAGCAAUAAGUAGCAACUCAAUUCUCAAACAUAAUACAAAAAAUACAUUUGGUCAGCAAACUUUUAAUAGGCACUGUGCUCGCAUAGUGCUAACACACAUGCUGGAUUGCACUGUGAGUUAAUAAUUUAAUAAAAAAAUAGUUGAUUUUUAAAAAUAAAAAAUUUACACGUACAAUAUGAAAAAAAAAACGAAA
Messenger RNA from Bactrocera dorsalis (oriental fruit fly), 7268 nucleotides. RefSeq names its product neuroglian. Gene Ontology annotation, biological process: homophilic cell-cell adhesion; axon guidance; dendrite self-avoidance. Bases 494 to 4330 code for a protein of 1278 amino acids. Gene Ontology annotation, cellular component: plasma membrane; axon. The transcript is spliced from 9 exons. NCBI's taxonomy places the organism in Eukaryota, Metazoa, Arthropoda, Insecta, Diptera, Tephritidae. Gene Ontology annotation, molecular function: cell-cell adhesion mediator activity. The record is from RefSeq and is a predicted model, not a curated record.